UGUCGACUGGAGCUGGAGCGCCGAGGUGUCGGCCGGCGGGACAGCGGCUGGGAGCUGGGGGCGGGGGUAUUGGUUAUGUUUCCCUUUGGGCCCCGGAGCCCCGGCGGGGACGUGGCCGCCGGGGCUGAGGAGCCGGCGCCGCAUGGGGAACAGGCGGCAGCCGCCAGGCCGCCCUCUCCCGCUGCCCUGCCGGUGCCUGCGCAGCCCGUGGCUGACGCGGCCCCUCCCCCGCCGGCCGCCCGGAGCCCUCGCCGCCCUGGCGCUCCAGCUUUGCCCCCGGCUGCGCGUGCGGGAGAGCUAGCGCCGCCCGGAGCUGUGGAGUCGUCUGCAGCCUCUGCCCAGGGAGAGCCGUCACCUCCCUCCCCGCCGCGUCGGCGGCCCGGGCCGGACUGCAGGGCCGGGAGCCGGGGUCGGCAGGGCCUCAGCGCGGGCCUGGGUGGCCCUGGCGCCAGACUGUUCGGGUGGCUGAGAGAACGCAGCCUGGGCCGCGGGCUGUUUGUGGACCCGGCGCGGGACAAUUUCCGCACCAUGACUAACCUCUAUGGUUCCAUCCACCCCGCGGACUCGGUGUACCUCAGCACCCGCACCCACGGUGCGGUCUUCAACCUCGAGUACUCGCCCGACGGGUCAGUGCUGACAGUUGCUUGUGAACAGACUGAAGUUCUGCUUUUUGACCCUAUAUCUUCAAAGCACAUAAAAACUCUUUCUGAAGCUCAUGAAGACUGUGUAAAUAAUAUCAGAUUUCUUGAUAACCGGCUGUUCGCUACCUGCUCUGAUGACACUACAAUAGCACUAUGGGAUCUGAGAAAACUGAACACCAAAGUAUGCACUUUACAUGGUCACACUAGCUGGGUGAAGAACAUCGAAUAUGAUACUAAUACAAGACUCUUAGUAACAUCAGGAUUUGAUGGAAAUGUCAUUAUUUGGGACACCAACAGGUGUACAGAAGAUGGGUGUCCACAUAAGAAAUUCUUUCACACUCGUUUUCUUAUGCGAAUGAGACUAACACCAGAUUGUUCCAAAAUGUUGAUCUCAACGUCCUCUGGAUAUCUCUUGAUUUUGCAUGAUCUUGACUUAACAAAGUCUUUAGAAGUUGGCAGCUAUCCCAUUUUGAGAGCAAGAAGAACUACAUCAAGUUCAGAUUUGAGCACUUCAUCAAGUUCAUCUGGUCCUAGAGUUUCUGGUUCACCUUGUCAUCAUAAUGAUUCUAAUUCAUCUUCUGAGAAGCACAUGUCACGAGCCUCCCAAAGAGAAGGAGUUUCACCACGAAAUAGUCUUGAAGUCUUAACCCCUGAAGUUCCUGGUGAGAGAGACCGUGGAAACUGCAUAACAUCCUUACAGCUGCAUCCCAAAGGCUGGGCCACUCUUCUUCGGUGCUCAAGCAACACUGAUGAUCAGGAGUGGACUUGUGUCUAUGAAUUCCAAGAAGGAGCUCCAGUGCGACCAGUCUCACCUCGAUGUUCCCUACGACUGACUCAUUACAUUGAAGAAGCCAAUGUAGGCAGGGGUUAUAUCAAAGAACUUUGCUUCAGCCCUGAUGGGCGAAUGAUUUCUUCCCCACAUGGCUACGGGAUUCGCUUGUUGGGAUUUGACAAACAAUGCAGUGAACUUGUUGACUGUUUACCCAGAGAAUCCAGUCCCCUUCGAGUUAUCCGAUCCCUGUAUUCUCACAAUGAUGUGGUACUGACAACAAAGUUCUCUCCAACACAUUGUCAGAUUGCCUCAGGGUGCCUUAGUGGACGGGUUUCUUUGUAUCAGCCAAAGUUUUAGGCACAACUUACAUCAAAUAAGGAACUCUCUGGUGUUGACUUAUUAAUUACUUCAAUUUAGGUGAAGUGUUUUCUUUUUAGAAGAUCUUAUGAGUUUGGGUCAAGAUCCUGGUUCUUAUGGGUCCAUGAACACACCUGUGACCUGAGUACUUGAUCAUCCAGCAUCAUACGGGCAUCUCCAAGUAGACUAUGCAGCAUCAUCCUUUUCAGCAUUCCUCUGCUCCUGCUGGUUUGUGCCGCUGAACUCCAGUUCUUAUGGUUAUUUUGCAUGGUAGUUAAAUUCCCUCCUACCCUCUCUGCCUCCCUCUGCUCCCUCCUUCUUUCCUUCUUCCUUCCUUUCUCUUUUUUGGUUUUGGUAUGUUGAUAUGAAUUUUAUGGACAUUUGGCAGAGGAGUUUUGGUUGGGAUAAGAGAAACCCGUGACACGAAUAUUAAAUAAAACUCAGAAGUUGGAUGUUGGCAUACCAGUUGUUGAAAAAAAAUUUAUCUUUAUUUAUCAAUGUAUUUGGCCUUUUAAAGUUGCUGUUACAUUUCCCUAUACUGAGCACAGAUAAUGGCAUUUAUCUUAUAACUAUUAGAGUCUUGCAACAAAAUGUCUUUUAAGUUUCCUGUUAAAAAUCAUACAGAUUUUUUUCAUAUGAGAGAUUUUGUGAAAUUCUAGAAGAAAUGCUACCACCUCUCUUUGUAAUUUACUAGUAUGAAUUUAUAAUCUCUCGCAUGUGCCCUUAAUUGAUAUUUAGUUCCUAUCAACAUCAGAAAGGAAAGGAGGAGAAGGAAUGAGCUUUGGUCAUUUCUGUUGUUCAGAAGAGGAUUUAAACAUUACUCAGUGUGUGGCCACAGAGUGAUGGAACAAUGUGAUCAAGACUUUCCGUUUUCUCUGCCAGAGUGAUAUAUUAACAGUAUUGGGGGGACGGGGAAUUAAGAGUAAAGAAAUGGCAUUUUACUCAUCUUUCUUCCUUGAGCCAAGGGUCAUAAGCUCAACUUACCAUUAGCCAGCAGUUUGCUGCAGUCCUCUUCAAGCUAUUGUCAUAACCCUGGCAGUGACCUGGGUGUCAAGACUAAGUGCUGAUAGGAAUACCUUUUUUCUGUUUUGUUAUGGAGCACAGCAAGUGAAAGCAUCAGGCAGGGGCAAGCACAAGGCUGCUGCUCUGUUGAGUGGGCAGCUUUCUUCCAGUCUCCUCCACAUGGAAGCAUUAUGUUUAGAAGGAAUUUUCCAACGGCUGGAGUAAUUUAAGCCAUGCACUAGCCUUGCCCUCUUUAGUCACAUACCGUUUAGGCCAAUGGUUCUCAAACAUUAGGGUGCAUUAUAAUCAUUGAAGAGAGAGUUCAUGAAAAUGCAGAAACCUGUACCUUACCUUAGGAGAUUCUGGUUUAGGCAGGGAGAGGACAGGAAUCUGUAUUUUUAAAUAGAGCCCCAGGUAAUCUCUGAAUCACAAUUUUAAAAAGUCUUAAACAGCAGUACAUACUUCUAUACCCAUCUGGUGCUUAACAUAAUUUCCACAAGGUGUUUUGAUUAUUUAAUAAGUAAACAAAAGCGUUUUAAAGAUAGAAAAAAACUUGGAAUGUAAUUAAUUGCAUUAUUUGACAAGUGAGAGAAGUUAAGUGACUUGCCUAAGGUUAUCCUGCAAAGUUAGUGGCAAAACCAGGACAGGGAUUCAAGUUUCCUAAUUCCUUGCUCAGGGCAGUUUCUAAGAUAUGCUGGCUGUUAAAUCAAUGACUUAUGAACACUUUGUCAUUAAGUUGUAUUAUUGUGACUACCCUUAAACUGACUGAUAGAUUGAAAAAAGAAGACUUGAAAGUAGAUGCUGAGAUUCCAGCCAUAAGAAAAAAAGUACUUGAAAUCUUACAGAAAUGUUUAAAUAACCGAAAUACAUGAAUAAAAAUGACAUUUAUUAUGAGACCUGCCAAAUAGCCAUUCACACACAUGUAAAUGUGUGUAAUAUGUAUCAGAGGUUCUGUCUCACUUGGAACAAUGUUGGCUCUAAGACAGAGUUUAAAAUUAGAUUGUCUUACCACAGAUGUUGAAAAAUUGGAAAUUUUGUAGUUAUUGAAAAAAUCAGCAUGAAAGCACAGUGAAAAUGCGGGCUUGUCAUAAAUUUCAUAAAGAUAAAAAUAUUUAAAAGAAUAAAAUUUUGUAGAUAAAAACACUGAAAAUUAUUUAAAAAUAAGCUAUGAAGUACAAAUCAAAUUGAUAUUCAAAAGAAGACUCUGCAGAUUGUAUUAACUUUGGAAAGGAUUCUGUCAGAUGCUGGACCCACAUGUCACCCAACUCCAGGUUUAGCCAAUGAUUUUUUUUUUUUUUUUGCGGUGCUGGGAAUUGAACCAAGAGCCUUGUGCCUAUAAGGCAAGCACUCUACCAACUGAGCUAUAUCCCCAACCCCAGACAAUGAUUCUUGAACCCCUUUAGGGAACUUAUCGUGUUAAAUAAUGUACCUGUUUUACUAUUAGUCCCCACAAAAACUUGUAAGGUAUUUGGAAUGAGCCCCAAGUCUUUGGAGGUUGUGAUGAUGUGUUAGAAACCAUAAAUGACUUGUCUGAAGUCACAGAGUUGGCAGUGGGUAGCAGAACUGGGAUUCAGACCUAGGUUUGUCUGUUUAUUUGAUUUGGUCCAAAGAUAGUGCAAAAUACUCUAUUAUUUCGCCCUUUCAUUUAUAAAGGAUGGUAAAUUGGCCUGUUAAUUUACUUUUUCAGUAUCUUCUGAAAGUUUUUUAUUACAGCACUGGCCUUAUCUUACCUUCUAUACUAUGUAAAAGAACAUUUACAAGAUUGAUUGUUUCCAUGAGAAUAAUUCAAAUACCAUAGACUCAGGGCAUACAUAUAGUCCAUUCCUCAUUAAAAAACCUCAAGCAGGGUAAGUGUCUGUGAAAUAGAAAAGAAAAUGGAGGCCAUGAAGCAUUGCAUAAAAAUAGAACUGUGCAAAUGAGAAUUGAAAAUUAACAGCAGUGGGCUGGGGGUGUGGCUCAGUGAUAGAGCACUUGCCUAGCACUUGUGAGGCACUGAGUUUGCUCCUCAGCACCACAUAAAAAUAAAUAAAGGCAUCAUGUCCAUCUACAACAAAAAAAAUUAACAGCAGCAAACUCAACAAAAGAACCCUUGUUCUCCUUGAGAUAUGGUCAUGAUCAAAAGGUCAUCAGGGAAUUAAAGGGCAUCAGGAAUGCUGUGUAAUUGAAAGUAAUGACAUUUACUAUUUCAAGGCCCUGUUUCACUUUCAGUGUAAAAAUCAAAUCUGCUGUAUUUUAUUCUAAAUUUUAUUCAGUGUUUUUUGUCAUGAUGAUUGAUAAAGGUAUCAUAAUUGGCAAUAUGGUACAAUUGUUGGUAAAUGUAAUAUAAAUUAUUCUCCUGUUUUGAAAAGCUUUCUCCAGAACAGUAUAUUUAUUACAAUGCUAUGUUGAAUGAGGUACAACAAAUAUGGUAGCUCCUUUCAGUUGUAAAAUGAAGUAACUAAAGCAGGAGGAGACCUCAGUUUUAGUCUUUUAAAAGUGUGUGUGGUCUUUUUUUUUUUUUUUUAGAAGCCUAAAACUUCUAAGAAAUGAAUAUAUAUUAUUUCUCCUUCUUACAUCCCUGAGAAGAGCCCAUACCAAAAAUUUUAGGAAAGCAAGCAAGGAAAAGGUAAAUCACAUGUUCCCUGCUCCUGUGUCUAGAACCAGGACCAUGUUAUAUCAUGUUUAAGGUUGUGUUCUCUAGAAAAUGCAAUAUAGGGAAAACACUCAGAAUGUUUCAGAAGCCUAGUGUUUCCUAUAUUAGACAGAACAUAUUGGUACUGGCAUCCAUAAGUAUCUGUUAAACUUUUGCUUAGCAGAAAAAAAAUCUGAUAACUUACUGAUGACAAUCAUCCCCAUUUAGUGACCAGCAGUCACUGAGUGGUAUGAAAAUCCACUCAGUUAUACUCUGUGUUGGUCAUGAAGGAAACCAUAUAUAUGAAUUUUGGAUAAGUAAUGCAUAUCUCUUAAGUGCCAAAAUUAAAAACUUGUAAUUAUUUUUGAUGCAAGUCUUUCAGGUGUGUUAGUAUGCCUCCCUGCCUUCUUAAACAGUAUGUUCAGUAUAAUUCACUUUUUCAUGAUGAAAAGUUAUAUUCAUAAUGUGUUAUUAUAAAUACCCAGUGAGCUCUGAUAUAUGUAAAACAUUUCAUAGACUAUAAAGGGCUAAAUCAAAUAUGAGUUAAUAUCUCUUAUGAAGUGAUUCCCUCAACUCUGAGAUAUAUCAUUUGCCUCAGAUUGCUAACUUUUUAAAAAUGUUUUUUAUCUCUUAAGUCAUGUGUUCUAUCAACAUGCCUGCCUCUAGCAGGCUUCCCACUUCCUUCUAAUUGUGCAGUAUUCAUCUAUCAUGAGCUGGGACAUGAGAUAACCAAGCCUGUUCAGAAUGUCUACAGUCAGAACUGAACAAACUCUGGGUACACAGUCUGUGAGACAGCUCCCUUGAUUGCUUUCUGCUUAUUUUCUGGAUAAUACAAGAUCCCAGUUAAAGCCUAGGCUAGUUUUUCAUUUGCAACUAAGUAAGAUACUUCAAACUAAGGAAGCUGCUAGAAAAGAAAUAAAUAGCUAUGUACCAAAGUAGAGCAAAGCAACAACAAAAGCUCUGUAUUUGCACAGGGAUCUUUUAUGCUUUUAAGAAAAGAAGAAGAGUGCAGGAAAAAAGAAAAUCCAGAUAGAAUUAAAACUAUUUUAGUUGCCAUUAAACUUUGUCAGUAACUAUUAAAAUGUAUGCUUAAAUUAUCAAAUGUUGUUACAAAGACAGUUUAGACUCAUAGAAUAAGAUUGUACUAAAAUUUAUAUCCUAGAGAUGAUUCUAAAUGAUGUCCGAAGAAUUUCUCCCAAAUGAUAAUGGAAAUUUUUAUUAAAAGCAAGUCUCCAGUUUACCUUUAUGCUGCUCUCUUUAGUUGUAAAUGAAUUAAUGAUAGACAUAGGGUUUUAUCCAAAACCCCAAGGAGCACAUCUUACAUACGUACACCUCCUGUCUAUAUGUGUAUAUAAAUGUCACUAUAACUGAAAAUGUUACCCAGAGAUAAUAAAACAACUUAUAAAAUUUAAAUCUGGUCCAAAGUCUUUAAAAUAGCUAGAAUUUUCAGCUUUCCUAAUUUUUUUUCCUUGUUUAGAUAUCAUGAUUUUUACAUUUAAAAAGUGAAUAUUUGAAUUUUCUUUUUAAUUUCACUGCAUCCUUCAUUUCCAAACUGUUUUCUGGAAAAUUUUAGACAUAUUUUCAGGACUCUUGGAGUGUGCCUGAUAAUAUGCUUUCUUAGUAGGUUCUAAGGUGCUGUAAAUUCUUAUGCUAGACUGUAAGCUCCUUGAGGGCAGGACUGUCUUAUUUAUUCUUGUAUCCCCAGUGCCUGGUAUAGGACCUAACACAGAGUAGUUGUUCAAUAAAUAUUUGUUGAAUGAAUCAAAUGAACCUUCACCAUAUGUGGCCUCCAGCUCCCAUGAAGCCAGAAUGUGACGUGCAAAUUACUUAUUACUAGAGGAAACCAUCAUUUAUUAUUAUAACUAAUAGAUUGUCUUCAUCAGGGUAAGAUUUAUUCUGACCAUAAGUAACCAAGCAUUUCUCAUUGACUUGAAAAACUACAAAUUAAGACAGUUUUUCAUUAAAUAAGUAUUUGAAUCCCUCUUAUGUGCCUAGUCUUGUACCAGGGACCCAAGAAAAAGGCAACUAAGAUCUUCAUAUUCCAUCAUGGCAGGUGGAACAGGAAGGGCUGUCUUUACACGUGUUGGGCCUUUGCAGUCAUAUAGGGCCCCACAUAGAGAAAGGCCUCAUACUUGAUAAAAUGCUUUUCUCUAGCCAUCUUUAAAAGUUUCAAACAACAAGCCUGCAUUUUAUUUUGUCCUGGGCUUACAAAUUGUGAAGCUAGUCUUGCUUAAAUGGUACUAUUUUUGACACUGUAGAAACAAGAGUUAUAUAGUAUCUCACCUACUUUCUAAUGAACAUUCACAUUCACUGAAAACUAGCUACAAAGUUCAUGAUUUAGUAAACUAACUUUUGGAAUAUGGAAUUUAAACAAAACUAUAACCCUCUAAGUUUUUUGACGAAUCAAAUGUUCAUCAUGGCAGAAUAGAAAAGCUUCUUUAAAAAUGUAAGUAGUUUUUUCCUUUUCCUUUGAAUUAUUUUGAGUCUUUCAAAUGGAUAUAGAGUAGGUGAGUUGAUUUUAAGUAUAUGCACACCCACAUAAAAUUUUAAGGUUUUAAUAAGCCUUUAUUAUAUGUGCACUGAAUAUUUUGGUAUAAG
Messenger RNA from Sciurus carolinensis (gray squirrel), 7981 nucleotides. It is a transcript of the gene Dcaf10, whose product is annotated as DDB1 and CUL4 associated factor 10. NCBI's taxonomy places the organism in Eukaryota, Metazoa, Chordata, Mammalia, Rodentia, Sciuridae. The transcript is spliced from 7 exons. The record is from RefSeq and is a predicted model, not a curated record. Gene Ontology annotation, molecular function: protein binding. Gene Ontology annotation, cellular component: Cul4-RING E3 ubiquitin ligase complex. Bases 76 to 1770 code for a protein of 564 amino acids.